AUGUUCAAAUCGCACCCAUGGGUAGUCAAAACCCUCUCCUACGCCCUGGUCCCGCUCAACCUCGCCCUCCUCACGCUCAUCAUCCUGAUCACGCACGCCUACAUCCACCCGACAACCUCCGCCCCAUCCUACUACCUCCGCUCCCACGGCCAGCACACCUUCACCAUCCUCACCAUCUGCACCAUCACCGGCAGCGCACUAAUAGGCAUCCUCAACGCCCUCGUCAUCCACCACCACAUCACCUCGCGCCCCCGCCGCUACGACUCCUUCAAGCGCACGCUCACCAUCCACCUCCCGCGCCUCCGCCUGCGCACGCACUACAUCGUCGCCGCCCUGCUCCUCGCCGUCUCCGCCGCAUAUCUGCUCAUCGCGGCACUCGCGUUCCGCGAGCCGUUCCAGAAAAUGGCGUGGGCGGGCGCGUGCAGCGGGUAUGCGCUCAUGGCGGAGGUGGAGGUACUGCCGGGGUGGUACGACGGCGGGAACGGCAGCGUGUUUGGCGCGAGUAGUCGCGUGCGGUACUGGAAGGAUGGGGAGGAGGUGGGGGUCAUGGAGCUGGUGCGGCAUUAUAGGAUGGAGCCCGGGUUUAAUCUGUACCGCAAGGGCGCGCCGGAGAGGGAGCGGUUUGAUACGUUGGCCGGGUGGGGCAUGCUGGAUAUGAGGUUGGUGGUGGGCGAGGGGGCGGGUCGGUAUUGGGGGGGUGGGAAUGGGACGGGGAAUGGCACGGUGGGGAGUGGGGGGAAUGGGACGGUGGCGGCGAGGGGGAGGGUGGGCGAGGUGAAGCUGGAUUUGAAGACGUCGACCUACGACGCAACCUACACAAACACCACGCACCCGCACCUCCGCGGCAGCUACGACAUCCUCCCCAAGAACCUCACCUUCCCGGGCCUACACCUGCUGCACGCCCAGCCCGGCGAGGAAUGGCGCUUCACGGACCACGUGUGUCUGCCCCCGCGCAUAUCACUGGGCGAUCCCGACCGCCAGACGAAGGAGGACAUCCAUGGCGAGUUGAGCGACGACUGUACUAAGUACCGGCUGUGUGCGCUGAAACGCGCAUAUCCAAACAGCGAGAAGCGAGCGGACGGGAGCAAGGAGCUAGCGGGUGGGGAGGGCGAGGGGUGGCAGGAGUGGUGGGCGUGGGUGGAGGAUGUGUGGCCGAUUGUGACGGGUGUUGUGGCCUGGGAGGUGGAGAAGUAUUCGGCUUGUUGUGUACGGAACGAGUAA
Morchella sextelata is the source of this 1221-nucleotide messenger RNA. RefSeq lists its product as uncharacterized. The record is from RefSeq and is a predicted model, not a curated record. NCBI's taxonomy places the organism in Eukaryota, Fungi, Ascomycota, Pezizomycetes, Pezizales, Morchellaceae. Bases 1 to 1221 code for a protein of 406 amino acids. The transcript has 3 exons.